CCCCAUUUUCUCUCUCUUUAUCUCAUUUUCAGUCUCUCCAUUUCUCUCACUAUACUUUCUCUCUCUCUUUCUCAUUUUCUCUCUCCUCUUUGGAGAAUCGAAACCUCAUCUCUAAAUUAAAACCCAACAAAAAUAAAAUUAAACCCAUAAAAAAGUUAGGGUUUUUAGCAAUAAUUUCUCUCUCAAAUUCAGAAAAACACCUUGUUUAAUCUCAUCUCGUCUUAAUUAAUUAAAGCUCUCACCUUUGAGUCAGUAGAUGAUGGAACAACUCUAAACGGCGCCGUUUCAGAUCCAAGUCAAGCCCGACAACCCGACCCGAUUGAUUUUUGCCUCAUUUCUCAGCUGACCCAGGAAUCUCAUCAAGAAACUUCUGAAGGUUUAGCUUAUGUAAGUUUGGACAAUUCGACAUGGCUAGUGCUGUUGGGGAGUUAAAUCAGCUAAGUGACUCUAGUCUUGCUACCAAAUCCACAAAACCGCCUGCUCGAAUGAAUGUGUUACCUCUAAAUAGACCUACUGCUGAGAAAAACGGCGAGGUUACAGCAAAGUGCAGCCAUUUUUCCAUACGUGGAUAUGUAUCAGAAGUACGCAAAAGGGAUCCAAAACUUUGCUAUCCAUUUUCUCUGAAGGACUCCACCGAACCACUGUCUAUGGAGUUGCCACCUAUGGUAGUUCCCAAGUUUAAGUGGUGGAAGUGUGUGAGUUGUGUCCCAGAAACUCGUGUUGCUAAUAAAAAAGCUCAUGAGACUGAAGAAAAUGCUGAUGCUUCAGUGUCUCUAGUGGGGAAAUUCUCAAAGGUCAAUUCUUCUUGCUUACAAAAUGCUGAAGCUAAUACCUCUAUUAAUUCAAACGACAACAGAAAUUAUUCUCCAUUCAAUGUGUGUGCUGAUCCAAAAGGAAAAGGCAAAGCUCAUGUUGAAGACGAGCCUACAUUCCCCUCAGCAUGGAAAAAUGGCUUUCUCAAGGAUUCAAGCCAAGCGAUUUUGCGGAGAACUAAUGGUGAAUGUGAAGUUAGGCUAGCUACCAGUAGUAAAGCAGUUGAACUUGGACCAAGAUGCAAUGGAGAUGCAGUCAUCAAUGAUCUUCAGAAGGACAAUAGAGUGGAGGGAUUUGAAGCCGGACCUUCUCAAGGAUAUGCGAACCACAAUGGAAAGUGUGCCAUUGAAAACUGUCAUGUAAAACCACAGGCUUCUUCGGAGGACAGGCGUGCAGAAUUACCAACCAAUGAUAUGGGAGUACAGGUAGCUGGUUUAGCUGACGGACCUAUUAAUGACAGAAGAGUUCGUGUAGUGAACUUGCCAGAUUUAAACGAGUGUAGUGGAGAGCCUCUGUGUGAUGAAAAUAUUGAGCCCAUGAUUACAAAUAGUGGUGGAGAACCUCUCCAUGAUGAAAAUAUCGAGCCCAUGGUUACUAAUAGUGGUGGAGAACCUCCAAAUGAUGAAAAUAUUGAGCCCAUGAUUACUAAUAGUAAUGAUGAUGUGUUGUGUGAAGAUGAUGACGAUUAUUUGGGGGCUGAGCGCCGUAAAAAUCCUAAGGUACGAUUUCUGGUCGAUUUAUUGGGUUUAAAUAAAACCCAAACCCCCCCCAAUCCUCCCAUGGGGAAAAGGAAAAACCCUUCUCUGACUAGUUCUCUGGAUGAGAAUGGUAAAAGAAUGAAGGUGGGUUCUCAGGAUGAGGGAUCAAAAUCUAUAGACAUCAAGGUUUUGAAUAAUGGAACCAAGAAGGUGACUGAAACUACUGAAAUAUCUGAUUCGGAUGAUGUAUCAAUGGAUACAAUGUCGAAGGCUAUGGGAAAAAGGCAGAGCAAGUCUAGAACUCCUUUGCAGGAGAAGAUGAACAAGAAGAGUAAAAUCGACCAUGAUGGUUCUUCUUCAUUAUCUCGGCAAAAGACCAUGUCCAGAUCCGCAGGUAAUGAAAAAGGAAAAUCUACUGAGAUUCUGCCUCAAAAAAGUGAUGUUUCUGACAAGCUAGUUGAGAGAAGUUCAGUUGUGACCAAGAAGAGAGGCAAACUCCAUCAUCCAAGAAAGGAGGCAGGUUCUGUUAUUCCCUGCAACAACAGGAAUACCAAAGACUCUGCAGCCACCCAAAAAAAUGUUGAUGCAGAGAAAAUCUCUGACCAGAAGGAUCAAAUUUCUUCUGAAAGUGUUUACCCCCUCUCCAGAAACUAUCCUAUUAAGAGGAACAGUCAGGUGCGUGAUCUUCCAGGGGAAAAUGGGUCUCUUUCAUCAUCUCAGGCAGAACCUAUGCUUGUUGACGGCAGCAGUGUGAGGAAACAUCAAGAUAACAGAAAUAAUGUUGGAGAGGCUAGUGUAGAUUCUAGGACUACUGCUGUUGGCCGUACUCCUGAUACAGGAACUCCAUUUGAUGGAAAUGGUGAGAGAAGCACUGUUGCAAAGGCGAAUUUGAAGGGGAAGCAAGCCAUGACCCCUGAAGCCGAAGAGGGCAGUUCUCUGGCACGGGAUAUGCGUUUGCAGGUGACUAGCUCAGAUGUUAAUCAGAGGGCACCGACCAAUGAAGUUCGAGGGCGCGUACAUGAUAUUGAUAUCAAUAGUAUCCCAACAGAUGACAAAGUAACAGAACAAGGUGAUACUGAUGAAAUACCCAUGGAUAUUGUUUUGCUGUUGGCUCAGAAUCAACAUGAGAGAGAACUGGGAAAACUGGAUGACCGUAAAGAGGAGCAUCGUAAUCCAUCAUCUUCUGGUAGUUCUGGAAGAUGCAUUAGGGAUAACGGAACCAAUGGUUCAUAUGGAGAAAGCAGGCAAUUCAGACAACCCCAUUUUCUCAGCAUGCGAACGCCACUAGGUACUGAUGCUAGAAACAGCAUGGCUAAUGGAAAUGCAGGUCAUAUUCCAGACUUAAACAGGAAUUCUCAGAGUGUUCCAAGCAGUCUUCCCAGAGAAAACCCAAUAUCUGCUAGGUUUCUUUCCCUUUCUCAGGGCCGAGAGCACGGUCCCCCUUACCCUGGCUAUGAUCUGACUCUAAACAAUUGGAAUGGGACUAUCAAUGUGGGAACAACACAAAGGUACCCUUCGAGUUUUCUCCAAGCAGUGGAGUCAUAUAGACUUGGACUGAGUGCACCGAGACAGAAUACUACUGAUGCCUCCAGUGUAUGGCCUUCUGUGGUGACAAGAAGCAUGCCUUUAGGAAGUGCAAACCCGCAGAUGAUCCCCCAAGGCUCCAAUGCUCUAAAUAAAGGGAAACUCCAUCAUCAGACAUCUGGCAGCAUUUUAAAUUUCAAUGCCUCUGCUGCUGCUAGCCGCGGAAAACAGCAGAGCCUUAAUUUCUCAAAUGGCUAUAGCGUUGGAGAGAGUUCUGGCGGGUCAACUGAUAAGUAUACCAGUGAUGCUGUUUCUGCAAUGCAUUUACUGACCCUAAUGCAAAAUGCAGCAAAAAUGCAUACAACGAAAAUGCAAAAUGCAACCCUGUCCUUGGGCCCUCAAAACAUGGUGCGGCCUGCAAGCUCAAGGCAGCCCUUCAUGGAGAAUGGUAGAACUCCGGGUGUGCAAGACAACUCUCGUCAUCCUUGUUAUCCUGCUGCCAUUCCCACAGGCCGUCCUUUUUCACCACCAUUUCAGAGUGAUGGGUCCAGCAUUAGCAGGAAUAAUAAUGCAGGCUUUGCAGGGCACAUUCCAUUGACAUUGCGAGGGCAGCGGAACAUGGAGAGCUCCCAUUUUGCCCUUCAAAGUGGAGACCACCGACCUCAAAGACAACAAAUGGGUUCUCCCCUGCAGAAUGGGAGGGAUAUCUCUGUCAUUUCGCGCCCCUCCUAUGUCAACCCUUUGCAAGGUAUGCCGGAUGCUGCACCUAAUUUUCUGAGAAGAGGUAAUGUCAGGCGUGAAGAGAAUGUCAGGCGUGAAGAGAGGGCUGUUGCUCCUGUCCCUGAGACAUUAGUUUGCAGAUUGAACCAGAACCCAAGUGAGCUAAGCGCGGAGGUGAUGAAUGAUUAUAUGAUCGGGCCAAGUGAGCUGAGGCCAAGGGGAACACAUCGUGAAAGACCAGCCAAGCCUAGAGGAGACGCCAAGAAGCAAGUCAUUCGGCAGAACAGGCAUAACCCUUCUGGCAAAGAGCGCGAAAGGCAGAGGAAACUCUGACUAUCGGCGCAUUUUGGAUGACAGUGGAUGGAGCUUAAGGCCUUCUGAUUAUAAAUAAAUUAGUCAAGCAGUUCCAUCAAGAUAGUUGCAUUUCAGGAAGGAGAAGAAUUAGCAUAAAGUUGUUUUUGUUGGAUAAAUUAGGGUGAGGCUAUUUGUAGGACAGCAACCCUUUUGGAGAAAAAAGAGUGGGUUGGAUUUAAAUUUAAAUUUAAAUGACUGUUUUAAUUAAUUAAAAUGUUUUGUUGAACCUUUUGAAUAAAACCUGAAAAUGUAGUAACUUUAUGUAACAGAAGUAUAGAAACUUUACUUUUGUAACAAUGGUCAUGUAAUUUACAAAUAUAGGUUUUAUUCAUGUAUCAAAGGUCUGUAAAGCUUAUAUUGGAACCUUCAAUUGGCUGUUUUCUAAUUGUAAUUGAAAUGUUCCUGUCAAUUUACUGGCCAUAUUUGGAAUUUUGGACUGUGUUGUAGGUUUUUCCUCAUUAGCAAUUUUUUUUUUUUUUUUUUUUUUUUUUUUUUUUUUUUUUUUUUUUUGUGGUAAGGAGGACCUUGACUAGACCUCAACUUUCACGGUUUUUUUUGGUCUAGUUUUUACGCAGUGGCGGAGCCAGGAUUUUCAACUUGGGGGGACAAAAUGCUUAACUUACGAAA
Molecule: messenger RNA, 4736 nt
Organism: Chenopodium quinoa (quinoa)
Lineage: Eukaryota; Viridiplantae; Streptophyta; Magnoliopsida; Caryophyllales; Amaranthaceae
Product: protein EMBRYONIC FLOWER 1-like
Exons: 6
Coding region: 408-4088 (1226 amino acids)
Biological process (GO): negative regulation of flower development; negative regulation of DNA-templated transcription; shoot system development
Source: RefSeq, a predicted model, not a curated record